GACUUUUACAAAACUCGCAAUAUAUUGAAUCCACAAAUUUUUGAAGAUCAGUUUAAAUCUUUGCAAGAAUGUUAUCCAAAAGCUGCACCAUAUCUCAAUAGGGCUUUAUAUACUGAUAGGCAAUCUUGGGCAAGAGCUUAUACUUUUUGUCACUUUACUGCUAGUACACAAGUAACAAGUCGUGUUGAGUCAAUUAAUUCACAUAUCAAAUCUAUUAUACGUCAUAGUACAACUCUGUACGAUUUGUUCAACUCACUUGAUUCUUUAAUCGCUAGUCAAGACUAUUACUAUGACUUCAUUAGUUGGAAAUCAUCAAAUCCAAACAUUAAACUGUCAAAUGUUUGUGAUACUAUGUAUCCAAAUGUUAAUGCUAUUCUCAAGAGCUUCAUUGCACCCAAUCUAAUUGAAAAAAUUCGCUAUGAAAUAAACCAUAGCUUAUUUUACCAUCCAACUAGAAUCAACACAGAGUCUUUACAUUCAUGUCAAAUACAAGAUAACGAUGAUAAUGAAGCAUUCAUUGAUAAUGCUUUUGAUUAUCUGUUGGCUCAUUCCCUUGCGCUCUUUAAACAAGUCGAAGAUAAAGUAGUUGAAGCAUUUUUUUUUGGUAAUAGUGUUUCUUUAGCUGUCAAAUUUUCAAUUAAUUUUGUGGCAAAGUGUUGGUUGCUUGAAAAAUAUCAAGAUGAAAAAGAUCUUGGUAUACAACCUCUUGUCAAUUUAUCAACAGUUUUUUUGUCAGAAUUAUCCAAAGAUGACCCAAAUGUUCUCAAAUUUUUAAAAACCUACAUUCUUCAAAAUUACCACUCUCUUGUUGAAAAUACAACCAAUACAUCCGCCUCUGGUCAUAAAACAAGUAUACUCAAAGAACAUCCUAAACCAAACGUUAUUGUUGACAAGGCACAGAUUUCUAACUCUAUAAAAAAGGUUAGACGAGGUCGACCUCCCAAAACAGCGCAUUAUCAAUCAGCAAUGGAAAAUCAAUCAUUAAAAGCUCAAGAAAAACAAUCAAAACCAGUAUGUGGCCCCGGAACUAACACAGAAAAGAAAAAUGAAAGUGAAUGGGUUGGCUCAAGUAGUUCAGAAUCAGAUGUUGAAAUGGAUACUGAUGAGUAA
Molecule: messenger RNA, 1110 nt
Organism: Dentiscutata erythropus
Lineage: Eukaryota; Fungi; Glomeromycota; Glomeromycetes; Diversisporales; Gigasporaceae
Source: the annotation of a GenBank genome assembly